AUGGCUGGGCAGGAGACCUACGGCAACUGGUUGGGACCUCCAGGGGCGACCAGUAAGAGACUGGUGAGACAUGGAGGAAUUUACUCCGUGGCUGCCAAAGCAUCCCCUGGGGACGACUUCAGAGCCGCGUCCCCAGGCAGCUCCGAGGAUGACUACGAUGAUGUCUCCAUGGCCGAGCCGCAGCAGGGGCACAGGAUGGCUUCGGAGGAGCUGCAGCCCCAAGGAGCCUCUGAUCUUUACAUCCUGGCUGGAAAACCUGCAGCAGCCAAACCAAUGUCCCAGGAAGGUGAGCCACAGCCUGGAGGUGGCCAUCGGCGUCGGGUGCCAUCGGUAGCCAUCCUCUACAUCUUGGUAGCCCUCAGCUUCGUGGUCUGGGUGCUGCUCUUUGCCUUGGCUGUGGUCAAGCACAUGGAAAUCAUGGAAGAGUUGAAGCUCCUGAGGUUGAACCAAGCCCAAGCGCGGCAGGAGGUGGCAGAGGCGCGGCAGGAGCAGGCUCGGCUGAGGGCUGUGAGGCACAGGUACUAUGAGGAGCUGCAGGACAUGGCAGCACUGAUCUGCAGAUCCUUCAUGGACUACAGGAAGUGCUCAGGAGGUUGGAAGCUCUUUGGGAAGAGCUGCUACAGCUUCUCCAGCCAGGCCAUGAGCUGGCAGGAUGCCAAGGAGACCUGCACUGACCUGGGAGCUCACUUGGUCAUCGUCGACUCCGAAGAGGAGCAGACAUUCCUGGUGGAGAACAUCAACAGCAGCAGCAGCAGCUACUGGUUGGGGGUGACUGACCAGGAGAAGGAGGGCAUCUGGGUGUGGACCAAUGGCAACAGGCCCACAAUCAGCUAUUGGAACACCUGGGAGCGGAGCGCGGAGCGGGAGCGGAGGGACUGCGGCAGCAUCGGCGCGGAUGGGGUCUGGACCCAGCGAGUCUGCUCCGAGCCCUGCCUCUGGAUCUGCGAAAAGCCUCGCAGCUGCUGAGCUCUGCUUGGGUUCGCUCCCGGAGCUGCUUCCAGCACCUUUGGGAUGCCCGAAAGGAUAUUUCCAACCCACCCCCCCGGGAGCAGUUUGAUGCUCUCCGAACCCCUCCUAAAGCAGCUCUGAAAUAGCCCUAAAGUGUCCUGGGAAUUUCCAGGUGCCGAGGGUGAGCCUUAAGGACAGCCAAAGCUCUCUCCUUCACCUCUUUACCUUUUCCCCCUCCCAGAUCCCAAAUUUCCCUCAAU
Molecule: messenger RNA, 1208 nt
Organism: Pogoniulus pusillus (Red-fronted tinkerbird)
Lineage: Eukaryota; Metazoa; Chordata; Aves; Piciformes; Lybiidae
Product: hepatic lectin-like
Exons: 10
Coding region: 1-966 (321 amino acids)
Source: RefSeq, a predicted model, not a curated record